Messenger RNA from Pristis pectinata (smalltooth sawfish), 9652 nucleotides. Its product is annotated as CAP-Gly domain-containing linker protein 3-like. NCBI's taxonomy places the organism in Eukaryota, Metazoa, Chordata, Chondrichthyes, Rhinopristiformes, Pristidae. Gene Ontology annotation, biological process: cytoplasmic microtubule organization. The record is from RefSeq and is a predicted model, not a curated record. Gene Ontology annotation, molecular function: microtubule plus-end binding. Gene Ontology annotation, cellular component: microtubule plus-end; nucleus; cytoplasm.
GACAGAGCAGUCACAUCUUGGGAGAGUAGGUGGAGACAUUGAAUGACUUAUAACCAACACAGAACAGUACGGAGAGACGACAGAGCCGGCUGGUCAAGUUUGAAGAUGACAAAGGAGAACAUGACGGAUGUGGCAUCGGAGGAGGAGCCCCACGAACAGCCGGAGCAGCCCACGGAAUUCCACAGCCCAGCGCCAGAGAGACGCAAGAAGCCUGUAGUCCACCCCUCUGCCCCAGCACCACUGCCCAAGGACUACGCUUUCACUUUCUUUGAUCCGAAUGACCCAGCCUGCCAGGAAAUCCUGUUCGACCCUCAGACGACCAUCCCCGAGCUCUUUGCGAUCAUCAGGCAGUGGGUUCCUCAAGUGCAACAUAAAAUCGACACCAUUGGGAAUGAGAUUCUCAAGCGAGGCUGCCACGUGAACGAUCGGGACGGGCUGACAGACAUGACCCUGUUGCACUACGCGUGCAAGGCUGGAGCGCAUGGAGUCGGGGACCCAGUAGCAGCGGCUCGUCUCUGUAACCAGCUGAUUUCCCUGGGAGCGGACGUCGGGCUGCGCAGCCGUUGGACCAACAUGAAUGCCCUCCACUACGCUGCGUACUUCGAUGUCCCGGAGAUAACCCGGAUCUUGCUGAAGGCUCACAAACCAAAAGUGCUGAAUUCCACCUGCAGUGACUUCAACCACGGGACUGCCCUGCACAUCGCUGCGUCCAAUCUCUGCCUGGGAGCUGUCAAGUGUCUGCUCGAGCACGGAGCAAAUCCAGCAGUCCGGAACCGCAAAGGGCAAGUUCCUGCUGACGUUGUCCCGGACCCGAUGGACAUGAGCCUGGACAAGGCCGAGGCAGCCAUGGUGGCCAAGGAGCUGAAGCAGCUGUUGUUGGACGCCGUCCCCCUGAGCUGCAACCUUCCCAAGGUCACUCUGCCCAACUAUGACAACAUCCCAGGCAACCUGAUGCUUACCUCGCUGGGCCUGAAGCUGGGCGACCGCGUCCUGGUGGAUGGAGAGAAGGCGGGGACUCUGCGUUUCUGUGGCACCACCGAGUUUGCCAGCGGCCAGUGGGUCGGUGUCGAGCUGGAUGAGCCUGAGGGGAAGAACGAUGGAAGCGUCGGAGGGAUAAGCUACUUCAUUUGCCCUCCCAAGCACGGUUAUUUUUCUCCUGUGUCCAAAAUCAGCAAAAUUCUUGACCAGACCCCUUCUUCAGUAACAUCGACACCCAAAACACCCCGGAUGGAUUUCUCACGGAUGACGGGGAAGGCUAAAAAAGACAAGAAAGCCUUGAGAAGGAAGUCCCUGUCGGUAGGGAGUCUGGAUCGAGAAGGCAUGAAGAUCGAGAUUGGAGACCAAGUCUUGGUGGCAGGGCAGAAGCCAGGAAUCAUUCGGUAUUAUGGCAAAACGGACUUUGCCCCAGGAUACUGGUACGGGAUAGAGCUAGACAAGGCGACUGGGAAACACGAUGGCUCAGUGUUCGGAGUUCGAUAUUACACUUGCUCACCCAAGUAUGGAGUAUUUGCUCCUCCUUCCAGAGUUCAAAGGAUCGGGGGUCCUAAAACUCCUUCAGGUGAUGGAAACAUCAGCAAAAAAAUUCACCAAGUAACAAUGACUCAACCCAAGCGGAACUUGGCAGCCGUGAGAACCCCCAAAGAUAUUGCGUCAGAGAGCUCCAUAUCCAGGUUACUUUUCUGCUGCUUUCCAUGGAUGUUGAGAGCAGAAAUGCAGUCGUAAAAAAAGCCUCCUCACCUUUCUCCUCAGACUCUGCUCUUCCUUCUCGACUUCUGUUCUUUAUUGUGCUUUGGAAACAGACUGCUGAUAACGGUCCUAGAUACUAGUUCACCCAGAUACAGACAUAGUUUGAUUCUAGUGCCUUGAUCCCAAUGAAAUAUCCCUGCAUUCCACAGUAGUUUCAAUAGAUUAAAUAACCGUUCAUUUGAUACACUGACUGAAAGAUAUAUUAUAUUCACAAACGUGAUGCUGGUUUGUGGGUUCCUGUUUAACAUUGACUGAAAAAUACUGAUGGUGCAUUGACUGUCACAAUUAUGGUGUGUACGGUAAACCCCAGAAAUAUAUGUACUUCCUCUAUUUUGCAUUUAAGUUUAGAUCCCAUUGACGCAUCAAUUGUUUCACUGUAUGAAGGAGUUUAAAGGGACGGUGAUUUGAGAUUUUACAGGGCUGGUAAGGUUCUAAGGGUGAGUGACUCACUUUGUGCCAAAUGGGAUCAAAUAGAUUUAAAAAAAAAAGCUGUUUAUUAUGUAAAGUUUAAAAAAAGCAAAAAUAAAAGUUAGGAAAAGUUUAUUAUGGACUGCUGUUAAGAGGGAUCUCAUGGGGUGUAACAAAUUAUUAUUAGAGUUUGCUUAUUUUCAUACUUCCUCGCCUCUCUCGACGACAUCGAAUGAAAAUCCAAAAAACUGCGGAUGCUGAAAUCUAAAAUAAUAACAGAAAAUGUUGGAGACCCUCAGAGUUAACGUUUCAGGUUGAAGAUCCUUCAUCAGACAUAACUCUGUCUCUCUCUCCACAGACGCUGCCUGACCUGCUGAGUGUUCCAACAUGUCCUGUUUGUAUUUCUGAAUCCUUGGUGAAUCUUGCCAGGGAAUUGGGCUGAGGGAGGCAUCACAGCUCAGGUUGGCCCUCACUCAUCAGCCAGGUGCACCUUUGCCAAGACUGAGUCACCCAAGUGUCAGAAUUGCAUCCCUCCCCUCCCACCCCCCAACUGGCUGGGGUCAGGAGCUGGAAUGGUUUAUUGACCUCACCACAGCCCUGAUGUGGGCCAUCAACUUGGCAACAUCUGGGGGCUUUGAAUCUGCGAUCAAGAACCUCGCCAAGGAGAGUUUAACCUCUUUAACCUGAAGUUUUGAUUAACAGGAGGCUUCACCCAAGUUUAUCCAGUUACAGCCACUGCCUAAUGUCAUUAUUGGUUUAACUGGAGGCUGCGAUGGCUGAUCUUUCUAAUUCCUGAUCUCCUUGUGUACUAUACAUCUACCUCUGAGCAGGAUCUGAUGUAUGGACUCACUAAUCGUUUUCCUUCGAUCUGAGCACCCCUUCCUCUGAUCCCAGCACACUGCGCAAGGCUUGUGAAUUAGGCAUCAAUUUGAUUAACAUAGAACAGUACAGCACAGAACAGGCCCUUCAGCCCACAAUGUUGUGCCAACAUAGCUAUUCCCUCCUACCUACAGAAUGCCCAUAUCUCUCCAUUCUCCUCUCAUUCAAGUGUCCAUCCAAGCCCCACUUAAAAGCCCCCAAUGAAUUUGCCUCCACCACCCUAUCAGGCAAUGCAUUCCAGGCAUCCACCACUCUCUCAGUAAAAAAUGUACCCCUCAGGUCUGUUCUGAACCUACCCCCUCUCACCCUCAAUGCAUUGAGCGGGUUGGGCCUGUAUCUACUGGGCUUUAGAAGAAUGAGUGUUAUCGUACUGAUACAGAAGAUUUUAAAAGGCUUGACGACAUAGAUACUGAGGAUGUGACCUCGGGGGAAUCCAGAACCCGGGGGUGAGAGUGACUAGCUUUAGAAUACAGGGUCGUACAUUAAAAUUCUUUUCUGAGGCCAUAAAUGCUCUGCUGCCAAGCGCUGUGGAUGCUGGGUCACUGAAUAUAUUCAAGGCCAAGCUGGGAGGAUUUCGGAUGAUCAGGGAUUUGAAGGUUAUAGCAAUUGGGCAGGUGGAUUCCAAAGCCAAGAUCAGAUCUGAAGAGAGAAGGUUCAAGGGACCAUGUGGCUGAUUUCAGCUCCUCCUCUUCUGGGGGUUGAUUGCUGGCAGUAAGGUCAACUCUAACCUGGUUCACUGGUGCUGUGGGCAGGUCUGACCACUGAUGUCACUCAGUGUCCCCCGAGCAGUCAGUUGUGGCGAUGGUGCAGAGGGAACGCUAUGAGGUAUUGGACCUAUAGCACACCCGAGCCUGACACUACACUGAUGUCCAUCCCCAUUGUCAGACUAUCAAAGUAAGGGCAAGAACAAUGAAGUCAUGUUCAGGAAAAGGCAGAAUACCACAGCUCACCAGUUGGAAGUGGGUCGCUGUGUUCCGAAAUAUGCUCAUUAGAAAGUGGCCUGUUCCGCACUUGGCAGUCAGGUUCCAGAUUGCAAGUUAAGGUGGGAUCCUGAAUUCCAUUUAACCAAAUCUAGCCAAACAUGUUCCAGUGCAACAACAACAGCAACUUGUAUUUCUAUAGCAGCUUCAGUGAGGGAGAACAUCCCACCACUGCACACACAAGUACUCUCGUUAGAACCAAAGCUACAGCAUUAAUUUUGUUUCUGUAAAGUUUGAUCACUUGAGUCAGAAUUUUAGUGAAUUCUCAUCUGUGGUGUAAUGGUUUAGUGUUCAUUUUCCAUAGAGAAAUGUUUUCCUGUUUUAGAUUCAGAUUGUCAAAAACAUCUAUGAAAAUCCCAUGCUGGGGAACCAGAAAUCAACAUUCAGUCACUACAAAUUAUAUUUUAUGUUUACUAGUUUAGUGGCCUCUUUGUCAAGAUUUCUGGCUCAAUAUAAAGGCAAAACUCCAAAAGGAGUUCCCCAAAUCCUUAAAGUCAGAACUGCAUUUGCUGUCAAUUAGCUCUCUCUAUCAGUGAAGCGAUGCCUGCACCGUUCUGCUCUGGCCCACGGCUGCUAUUAGAUUACCCACUGAGCAAACCUACAGUUAGUGCAGAGAUACUGGGAGCGUGGGACAGACUUGGAAACACGAGCCACCGCAUUCAAGGAUCUGCUGCUUUAAUGUACUGAUGAGAGACUUGCGUUUAAUGUUUAGAGCGUGGGUGGGUGUGCAUGAGGGAGAGGGAGAAUGUAUGGACAACUGGAGUGCUAACCAGGGGUGUGAGACAUGUUGGAUUAAUUGCAUCGCAAAGCUCAAAGCCAUUUGUAAUUUGAGACACAAGAGAUUCUGCGGAUGCUGGAAUCUGGAGCAACACACAAAAUGCUGGAGGAACUCAGCAGGUCAGGCAGCAUCUAUGGAGGGGAAUAAACUAGCUGGGGUCACUGCAUUGCUAUUUUUUUUUAAAAAUCCUUUUUGCUGUGUUUCCACAUAAAACACACACACACACACACACACACACACACACACACACACACACAGUUUCUGACUGCAGUGGUUUUGAAAGUGUCUUUGUUAACCAGGGGACCAGUUUCACCACCCAGCCCCCCCCCCCCCCCACCUUCACUGACCAAACCCCACCACAUCAUCACUGCCUCUAACCCCUCCUCCACUGCCAGAUCUGUCAACAAUGUAGACCGUUUCCUCCAGUUUAAGACUGACGCACGUGUUCCCUGCAAGCUCAGGGCUUCUUGGAGGGUUUUGCAGCCACUGAAUGACGUGGCCACUGCUGUAACGUAGGAAGCACGGCAACCAAAUUCUUCACAGCAAGCUCCAGCGAGCACAUGGUGAUGCAGAUUCUGGGACCAAAUAUUGGUUAGGGCUCACAUUUUAUUUUCAUAUUUCCUUAUGUCAUAGAAGGAUGCCAUUCGGCCCAUCGAGUGUAUACUGGUUCCCUGAGCAAUCCCAUUUCCCCCAUUUAUUUCCCUGUAACCUAUUCCCUCUCAGCUCGCCCCGGAUUUUCCACAGCGGCCAAUUAACCCACCGACCCACUCGUCUUUGGGAUGUGGGAGGAAGCCAGAGCACCCGGGGGAAACUCAUGCAGUCAUAGGGAGAGCGUGCAAGCUCCACACAGACAGCACCUGAGGCCAGUGGAAGCUUCCUUAAUCUUCAUCCAGGUGUUGUCUCCUGGAAGUUUAGCAUCCUAUCGAAGUCCUGCCACUCCAACAGUUCUCUGCUGCCUCAGCCCCACAAUGAGACCUUGACCCAGAUUUUGCAAUUAAGUCCUCGACUUGAGGCCACAAUCCUCCGACUCAGGUGAGGGUCUCACCCGUAGAGCUACAACCCGACACACAAGGAGAUUACAUUUGUCUCCAGCCAUCCAGUGAAAGGCUGCUUUGAUCCAUCUGCUGCUUUGAUCCAAUUUCACUGCAUGAUCCCUUUAACAGAAUAAUUGUUAAUAGUCUUGUACUGUGAUCAUAGUGCCUCAGUCAGUAUUGCUAAUCAUUGCCUUAUAGGAGUUUGUGGGAUAUUUCUCUGUGUAUGGAUUGCUGGGUUUUCUCCAUUCCAUCCGUGAUUGUAUUUUAAAAUUACUUCACUUCUGGGACAUCCCAAGGUUGUGAAAGGUGCUAUAGAAAUGCAAAGCAGAAAAUCUAUGGGCCAGAUUUUGUUUGUGUGCUUUUGAGUGCUGCCCAGCGCUGAGUUACUGGUCAUAAGCUGACAAUGAGCCCCUAGGGCUAGUUGCAAGACUUGAGGUAAUCCCCACCCUGCUUCCCCUCCAUGCUCCUUCGGGACCCUUCUUCAGGACCGAAGAUAGGAAAAGGGGAAGCCCGAUAUAUAGGAGGGAAAAGCAGGGCAGUGAUAGGUGGACAAAAGAGGGGAGGUGGGGUGGGCACAGGGCGGUGAGAGGUAGAUGCAGGUAAGAGAUUACACUAUCACUGAUAUGUGGGUCCUCAGCCUCCUCCACUGCCAGGAGAAUUCCAAAUGCAAACUGGAGGAACAGCACCUCAUUUUCCAUCUAGGAACCUUGCAGCCUAACGGCAUGAACACCGAAUUCUCCCACUUUAUGUAAUCCCCACCCCCCCUUCCCCACAACACCCCCCCACCAUGCUUCUUCUUCCCUUUCCUAGCCUCUUUUUUUUUCUCUCCCCCCUGUGAACCAUCCCCCGGUGGAUCUGCUCUCCCCUCCUCCCCCGCACCUGCCCAUCACUAUCUCUUACCUGCAUCUACCUAUCACCACCCUGUGCCCACCCCCCCUCCCCUCUUUUGUCCACCUAUCACUGCUCUGCUUUUCCCUCCUAUAUAUCGGGCUUCCCCUUUUCCUAUCUUCAGUCCUGAAGCAGGGUCCCGACCCGAAACGUUGACCGCCUGCUUUUCUCCACGGAUGCCGCCUGGCCUGCUGAGUUCCUCCAGCAUCGUCGUGGUCUUCAUCUAGAUUCCAGCACCGGCAGUCCUUUGUUUCUCCAAGACGUGAGCCAGUCCCUGAACCCAGAGGCUAACCAUUUCUGUCCCUGCACUUGUCCCCUUUAGCCACCAGGGGGAGUGUGUAUCAGAAUUUCCAGCCAAUCCAGAAGGCAAAUACUCCCCAGCGGUGAAGGAAUAAUCAAUAGUUCAUAAUAUUUUCACGCAGCCUUGUAAUGUGCUUAAAGAGUGAUUUGGCCAGGGGGACAUUUUCUCAAAGCCUUGUGCACCGGUGUUGGUGCAUGGCAUGGCAUUAACAAAGGAAUGGGAGAGGAAGGUUAGUUUACCUGUGCAAUGUGACCGAGCCAGUGCCUCACGAAUCACCCCCCAGCUUCUUGCAUCAUUGCCACUCUCCUCCGCCCUCACCUGCCUGUCACACCCCUUCCACCUGGAUCCCCCAUCACCCUCCAGCUCUUGCUCCACCCCUUCCCCUGCCCCCCUUUUUAUUACUGCCCUAUUUCCCCUCUUUCCUUCCUGUCCUGAUGAAGGGUUUGGAGCUGAAACGUCGACUCUCCAUUUAAGAUAAGAUGUCUUUAUUAGUCACCUGUACGUCGAAACACACAGUGAAAUACAUCCUCUGCAAGUGUCGCCACAUUUCUGGUGCGAACAUAGCACGCCCACAACUUCCUAACCUGUACGUCUUUGGAAUGUGGGAGGAAACCGGAGCACCCGGAGGAAACCCACGCAGACACGGGGAGAACGUACAAACUCCUUACAGACAGUAGACGGAAUUGAACCCGGGUCGCUGGCGCUGUAAUAGCGUUACGCUAACCGCUACACUAGAUGCUGCCUGACCCACUGAGUUCCUCCAGCAUUUUGUGUGUUGCUCCAUAUUUCCAGCAUCUGCAGUCUCUUGUGUGUCCUCAUCUACAUUUGUAUAUAACCAAUUUUACCAUAGUAAACGAUCCCAAGGAGCACUCUCCAACAACAUUUGACUUGGACAAGAGGACGUAAGGAGAUAUUGGGGCAGAUGACCACAUCUCAGCCAGGCGGGGAGGUUUGAGGAAGGAUUCCAAAGCUCGGGGCCCAGGCAGAGGAGGGUCUGUCUGCCAGUGGUGGAGUGGGGAAAGUUGAGGGGGUGGAUUUGCAGUCUUGUUGCUUUACCUGAGGUAUCAGAUGUUAGAAGGUAGCUUUGCUUAUCGUGGUGAAAUGUUUCGAGGCUGUGAACUGCUGGAACCAGCAGAUGACUACAUGGUCUCCCAUACCCAGAUCCAAAGUUUUGUCUGGUACAUUAGAAUGCUAGACAGGAUCUAGAAUGGACAUUUCUCCAAAGUCAUUUAAAAAAUAGAUUAAUUUUGUCCUUUCUGGUUUAUUUCAUGAUUCCUUAAACCUAUUUAAAUAAAUUAAAGUUGCUGUCUUAGGAUAUCAAAAUCUCUCUCUUUAAGCCACCCCCACUGUCUCACCUUUGUGCCUAUGUCUGUCCCCACCCCUGUCGUAAUCCCCUCAUUAUCUUGCCCCCUGACACUACAUCACUCAAACCCCAGAUGGGUUUCAGAAAGUAGUCACCGUUCCAUGUGUUACAAUCGGUCCAUUUUGCCCAUGAACCCCACCUCCUGCCAUCAUGAGCACCCCAGCACUCCCCACCCCUCUGAGCAGGUUUGGGGUUCGGCAUGUUGACACUAGCAGUGUUGGGUGUGGCCUCUUGAUGCGAUGCUCAACAAAAACAUGAAUAUUUAUUGCAACGUUGUGGUGGGAAGUGCUGGGAUCCAGUCCCAGAAGAUCUACCAGGCAGCCCAAGAACUGGCAGCGUGCCAUUGAGUGUGUGAGGUGUUCACCCACCAGGACCAACAGCUCUCUAAAAUAUAUAUUCUAACACAACUUGCAAGUCUAAUGGGAAGGAGCAGGGUGUGUGAGGCUUAAACUUCUUCAAAGACCCAGCACAGACAUGGUAGACUGAGUGGCCUCUGCUGCAGUGUGUAGUUCUAUAAUCCAGAGACCUGCUUUCCCUCAGGUGGGCUUUUGGAAUUGGAAACAGAGACAGGAGUUGAUUUAACGUGGAGGGGAGGAGGGUUGGAGAUCCUAGCUGGGGUAGGACUUGUACCUCUCGGCCAGAGUCACCAGGUCAAGUGGCUGCUGUGUUAGCCCUCCCUCGCUCUCCUUCCCUCCCUCGCUCGCUCACUCUCUCUCCCUCCCCCUUCCAACCAGACACCAGGGGAGUUAUGGCAGCUUGCCUGUUGCUCCGGCUGCUCAUGAAGUCGUACAGCAGACCCCUCGCUCGACUAAUCCUCCACUGCCUAACACAAACAUAGAACGUUACAGUACAGUACAGGCCCUUCGGCCCACGAUGUUGUGCCGACAUUUUAACCUCCUCUAUCAAUUCCUCAAGGUGAGGAAUUGAGCCUCAUCGAGCUGGCCAAACCUGUGCAUCACAAGCAGGGACAUGCUCUUCACUGCGUCCCUGUAGCUUUGGUGUGUCAAGGGUUAAGAGUGGCUGUUGCUGCUGGCGAGGACCUUCACUUUUCGAGCUGCAGGAGCAGAGUUUCUGCUCAUUUCAACUUCUCCUUGUUUAUACUUUUCUGCAAUUUAUCAACCUCUGUAUUAACUCCAGUGAAUUACUGCAUGCUCCUACCUAGCUAAUACAUAUUCUCUUUCUCUGAAGCCUUUGUGUAUUUUCUGAAUGAUCUGUCACUCCUCUGGCAUGUAUCUCACACGUUGAUUAAGAUCAUUAAAUCAUUGUGCAAUUUAC